UCGUGGCAAGCGGUUCCGAUUUUGCGUUUUGUCUCUACACGGUCUCUCUCUGACGGUUGAAUGGUGAAUCUCGCCAGUUAAUCGUACUUUAGGUAAGGAUUAUCCGGAUCGGCAUGAAGCGCUGAAAGGUUCAAUGGAGAUUUCUACGCGUGUGGUGAUUGCGAAAAUAAUUCGAUGUUGGAGGUCGGAACAGUGAUAUCAGUGUACUGAUUAGUGGCGGUUGGAUUUUUGCGAUUUGGGAAUUGGUUUAAUUUUCGCAAUCGUGACUUGAAUCCAGGUGGUGCAUCGAAAUGUGGCCUGUGUGGUGAUUGGUUGGGGCGUUUAGAUAAAGCGUGAGAGUUAUGCUGGUGGACAACGCGGUUGAGCUCAAACCUUUAUUAAUCUAAUUGCGAAAGGGAUAGGAUAAAGUGGAGUUAAAAGAUUAAGACCGUUUUAUUCCGUGACGACAAUAUUUGUGGUUGUUGUAGUAGCUGUACAAGUUAGAAAGUGAAAUUGGUGGUGAAAAAGUUGGAAGAAUGUUAUCUUAUUGGUAAUGGAAAAGUAAAAGUUUCGAUUGGUAGUAGUAAUAUAUUUCUUACGAUUAAUUUUAAAUGCUGCAAUUCGGAUUAAGCAAGGUGUAAAAAGUGUAAUUAAAUUCGGUGCUAGUGCCGGUGGGAUGUGAUACAAAGUAUUUUAUGGUCUAAGUUUGUUUGCUGACUGAACGAAAAGCACUUCUGCACAGUUCGAGUUUUCUCACGUGUAAGGCACUCGACCCACCCACCUUAAUCCACCACCCCGGAUGGAGCUGCUGUACUACCUGAACGCAACCGAAUCGGUGGGGGUGGACUACCGGCAGUUUCUGAGCAGCUACCAACCGUCGACGGUGGAAGACAUAUCCGGUUCGAAUCGAAUCCAGAAAUCGGUCCGCAUGCUGGAACCCACGGAGGCCACGUUGGGCUUCGAUGUGACAUUCGACCAAAUUGACGAGUACGAACCGUACGAGGAACGGCUGGAGACGUACGUGGUCCCGGUGGUGUUCGCUAUUAUAUUCUUCGUGGGAAUUCUCGGCAAUGGGACGCUGGUGAUCAUCUUCCUGCGGCACCGGGCCAUGCGGAACAUUCCGAACACAUAUAUCUUCUCGUUGGCUCUGGCGGAUCUGCUGGUAAUUCUGGUAUGUGUCCCAUCGGCUUCCCUCAUCUACACUCUGGAAUCGUGGCCCUGGGGAGUCAGCGUUUGUCGCAUAACGGAGUGCUUCCGGGAAAUCAGCAUUGGUGUUUCGGUGUUUACACUAACAGCACUGGCAGCCGACCGGUACUGUGCCAUUGUGAAUCCACUCCGGAAGUUACAGACCCGACCGGUGACGGUUAUUGUGGCGGUACUGAUUUGGCUGCUGGCGAUUGCAUUCGCCAUCCCAUCCGCCAUCAUUUCCGACGUGGUGGCCGUGGAAAUUCCGAACAAAACAAUCGAAUACUGUUCGCCGUUCGGACAACGAACGAACGAUUCCGUUGCGUACUCAAAAUACAAAACUGUCGUCAACUCGGCCGUUUACUACUUCCUGCCACUGUCGAUAAUUGGCAUUUUGUACAUCCUGAUGGCGUAUCGAUUGCACGUUAGCGCACGGGACAUGCCCGGCGAGAAUGCCGGCCCACAGAGCCGCUCCCAGGCUAGAGCACGCCGUCAUGUGGCCCGGAUGGUGAUAACCUUCGUGGUGGUGUUCAUUAUCUGCUUUCUGCCGCAUCACGUGUUCCAGCUUUGGUUUCAUCUGAAUCCUAACUCGGAGUAUGAGUAUGAUGACUUCUGGAAUAUUCUGCGAAUAACCGGGUUCUGUUUGAGCUUCCUGAACUCCUGCAUCAACCCGGUCGCACUGUACUGCGUCUCCGGUGUCUUUCGGCAGCACUUUCACCGCUACCUGUGCUGCCGGCAGAUGACGGUUCAGCGACGCAUCGGAAUGUCCUCGGCGGGGAACGCCUGCGAAACGAGCUUUGUGUCAACGAUCCGCCGGUCACAGCACAACCACAGCAUCCGGAAGUCGCUCUCGGUCCACUCGGUUCAGAGCACGAAAAGGUGAGACAGCGUUCGGCUGAUGGUGUACUGUCAGAGUGGUAAAAAUGGAACCGGUUGCGGUGAUGGUGGUGCCAGUUUCAAGUCAAGCCGGACAUAGCUACCGUGGAGGAGAGCCGACACCGCCAGAAGUCUGCCGCUUAGUACAGUGGAGGAAAAAAGCUUUAAUGUAGAACCGUAGCGCAAUUGAGAAAUCUAGCUGAGAAAGAUGGAGCGGACUGUGCGGUGUCGGUGAAGACUCGUAUUUUCACAAGUCCAAAUUGAAGGGUUUCUCCUUAGUUUCAUGGAGUUUUACUUCUAUUCAGAUUGAACCGAUUAGCGUAAAUUGGCAGUAUUGUACAAUUGCAGUAUUUUUGAGGUUUCUUGAACUUUGAAAAAGAAUGUCAUGCGCAGCUCACAGAUUAUACAUUGUACCACGGAUAACAGACAGCUAGAGCAAAAUCGAUAUGCAUUGGGAAUCAGUGGCUCACUAUUGGUAUCCGCUGAACUGUUUGCCACACAUAGGUAGGCGGUUGCGCCUCAGCUACAUACCAUCAAUCGCUGCGUCAUCUACAAACGUUUGCUUAAUGUAUUUAAGUCACUCGCUUUAUUGGCUGUUGCAGGUGUUCGCACACAUUUCCUUUAUGAGUAUGAUUGGGUUGAGUAAUUAUAGUUUAAUGAGAUCGCUGACUCAGACAAGAACGUGUCUCCAUUCGUUUAUAACGAGUGCGUGAUAGUCAUAGCUCAUUAAAUCAAAUUUUUAGACGAUAUAUUUAAAGCAGAAAAUAACGCACACGGAAAGUUUCUAGUCAGAAUUCAAAAACUCAAUAACACCCAAGCGAAAUCUACACCCAAAUUAAGGUCUGUAUUAAUGAAAAAGUACUUGCAAAAAUCUAAGAGUGGAGGAGCCCGGGGCUAGUUGGUAAAGUCUCCUUGUCUCCGUUCUUAUUAGACACAUUGCGCUAUAUCUUGUGUACCUCAAGUAAUGUGAAAUACAUGAUGUUGCUCGUUUGGCAUGCUAGCAAUAAAUAAUUCAAACAGACACGCAGCACCAGACUCUUUAUAAACUCUCGUUUUUGAUGGAGUCACUUAGGUGCUUCCUAUUGAUGGCUCUUCAUGAAAAUGCUUCGUCGUGGCUAUUUUUAUUGAUCUGAUAAUUAUUUGCUACCAAUAUUCAAGUUAUAUGUUUCUGAAUCGGUUGGUGUGUAAGUGAUUAAAAUCCAUAUAGUUAUAGAUGAGUUGGAAGCGUGCAAACCUUGCAUAGUUUCAUUACAUAUUAGUUUUUUUUGAUUUUAGAAUUACACUUAGCUUAGCCCUAGAUAGUGGAGUUAGACAUGUUUAAUGUCAUAAAUAAAAAUUGAUAAAAUGUAAAUGGAAACUUGAAAAAAUUGAAGAUUUUUUAAGGGUUUAAAGACAUAAACGAAGAAUGCAAAUAAACAAGCCAAUCGAUUUGAUAAACAAACCAAAGUGGAAGAAUUAUAGUUUUAUUUAACGCAAAAAAGGGAAAAAUUUUAAUAAUUAACAAACAGGACAAGCAAAAUUAAUGGAAAAUUGAGAAUAAGGAAACAAUAUAGAACCCUCCAUAAUAUCAUUCAAAAUUGAAUUUUUUUUGCUAUGUUGGACAAAGAUGGACGAAAAAACGAAACUUUAAUGGAAAUACUGGGAAAAAACUUAGCUAAAAGGCAUUUUACGAAUGCACAAAAUAGUAAUAAGAGAAUAAAACAGAAUGACAUUUAAUAAUAAUAAAUCAAAAUGGCAAAAACGAAGGAAAGUGAAAAAGUUGCCGAAAAAAUAUAGUUGCCGAUUUGAUAUGCGCGGGAGUAGGGACGAGGUUUUAGAACCCUACUUGCUCCCGGCUAUGCAAACCAGUGGGAAUCAAAAUUAAAAACCCCAACACGGUGCUUUUGGGGAGUGAGAAAAUGAGAUGAGAGGAAAAUUAGACGAGUGGACCGGAUGUUGGAUAGGGGAACAGAACUGAAAGGAGAGGAUCGAAAGCCUAGUUGGAGCCAAGAAAACGAGACGGAGGUCCCUUGUAACUGGUCCGUGGAUAUGAACGCAUCGUUUUUCGUAAAAAUCCAAGUUUGAGUGCUGAGAUUGAGAUUUGCUAACAAAAACAAGUAAGGCUCAUUAAUGUGAUUAUUGCCUUUAAUUUGAGUAUUAACAGUUACAAGGAUCAGCUUUAGAACUAAAGUUAUUGCAAUUAGUCUGAUUGGAUUUCGAUGGAGCAGUGCUGCCAGGGACAGUUUACGUUGACGACGGAAAAUGAUUUUUUCUUAUACCUUUAUUAUGGUGCAAUAUUAUUGAAAACUGAUAAAACUUAUCAAUUUAGACUGUCGUUGGCUACGUUUUCCACAUAAUUAGACUACUGUAUAUAUUCUAGGAGAAUUGUAUUGAGCAUUAGAAGGUAAAAAUUGACCAGCUUUUAGCACUGCCAUGGAAGCACUUAUCUUUAUGAAAAUAGGCUUUUCGUAUUUCUUGACCCCACCGUUUUCAAGUAAAAAUAGUUUUGAAACCCUACAUGCACUAAAAAAGUUGGGCAUGAAAGGGUUAACCAAGACCGGACAAAGAGAUUUCUCGCCGUAAUCGCGCCCUGUAAAGGAGACCGUCGUCGCAGAUCCCGGUGGGAAAUUCCGCCACAACUUCCAUCUGCUAAUCGCCAAGAACGAGGUGGUCUGCGGACAACGAUAGACUGUGACCAGAGAGUCGUAAACUUGCCUGGUAUUGGUGCCUCUGGAGAAACCUGUUCGAAUCGUGAUUCGAAGUAACCAUUCGCUACCCUGCGUAGGCUCUCGUAUCGUCCCGCCGCGUGCUACGGUGAAGGUAAACCGUGCAACAAAUGACCAUUGCUACAAGGACCAAAGCCAAUCGUCUGGGCCCGUUCCGCUCCCGCUCCGCCGCCAUCGACCCGUUUCGUCCCGUAGAACGUUUAAAACUAACCCUCGAAUCCCGUUAUUAACAAAGUCCGAACACUUCCUUACCAUCUCUUUAACGACCCUGGGACUCGAGAACCCAAAAGAGGCCUUUCGCGCUCGCCCCACCGGCUGCCGUUGGUCAGACCAGCAGCUUGGGGCUUAGACUGAUUACCCUUCCGGGUCUCGGAAAGAAAAGUCGAAAACCCAUAGCAUUUACCGCUUAUUGUACCGUCCGGACUAUACUGUCAACAUGUUGCUCGUUUAGCAGGUAAGCCACGACUGAUAUAAAACGAAUACGCGGGACCUGUAUAAAUUUAAUAAAUAAUACCAUCCCAUGUGUGAAGAAAUGCUUAGAUGCUUCGUUUUGACGACUCUGUCUGAAAAAAGGCUUUGCAUUUUUUCGUCGAUUUCGAAAGAUUUUCUGAAAGUCUGUUUUAGUUUCAUUUAUAGUAGUCGUACAUUUUGCAGAAUUGAUUACAAAAUACGUGUACGUAUUUCCGUUCGAGUAGUGCAAAGAUAUCGCGAUCUCGUUCAGUCCAACGGAAGUUAUUCGCAUUUAAAAACUGGGAAAACAUCUUGGCAGAAAGCAUUGAAACGGGGCCGCAGUAUUGAAACGUUUGAAGUAUUCUACUUCAAAAAUACGUUUUUCAUUUGUUUCUCGUGGUGAAACAACAUGACAAUUUAAAACGGAGACGCGGGCAUUGCGUAGUUGGAAAAUCGAUUGCUUUGAAGGCAGUUCAUCUGGGUUUGAUCCCCAAAUACGCACAAAAAAGCUUAGAGAUUUUUCUAAAAAGCGAAACCUCUAACCUGAAAGAGGCACAUGACCGUAAAGAUAAACCUUUAUCAUCGAAGAAAAAAUGUAAAUAUGGGUAAAAACUAAAUGGAGAGAAUUUUGAGACAAAUGAAAAAGCCUUAAAGCAAAAAAAAAACACAACAAAGAAUGAAAAUCAUAAAGUCGAUCGAUGAAUCAAAAUGGAAGAAUUGAAGUUAUACUAAACAUAAAAAAGAAAAAAAAAUAAGUGAAAGCACAGGACAAUCAAAUAUAACGGAAAAUUUAGAAAUAAGGAAUAAAUAAUGAACACCUUCAUAAUACGACCUAAAAUGGAAAAAAAAAUGAUUCAAUGGAUAUAAAAAAAUAAAAAUUUAACAUAAAGACAGCAAAAGGCUUAAAUGAAAAGUAUUACACAAAUACAAAAAAAUAGUAAAAGAGAAAUAAAAAGGAGGACGAAAUUCAAGAAAUAAACAUGAAAAAAUUGUAGACAUGGAUAAAGAAGAAAAAAUAGUAACCAUUGCAAAGGACAAAUUACAAAAAAAUAAAAUGUUAAUAAAUAGAAACAGUAGAAAAACAUAGAUCUUCUUCUAAAAAUUUCAAAAGCUGGAAAAAGUUAAAAAUGAAAAUAAUACCAAAAUUUAGGAAAGUUAUGUUUCAGAGAAAAUAAUACAAAAUAAUUGAACACGUGGAUAAAAUAAACAAUAAAUAAAAACAACAUAUUCGUUUAAUGUUGAAAAAGACGAAAGGCAAAAAGGAACAUUGAAAUUCGAAAAAUUGUAAAAAUGGAAAAAUUUAUUGAGAACGAAAAAUUUGGAAUAUAUUAUGAAAUGUUUCAAUCCCGCUCUAUGCCCACGGACUUAAACGCCCGUGAUCAUCAUUCGAGCUAAUUUCUAACGGAAUUCCAAUAUCCGACAAAUUAUCGGUCGAUCGUGUCAAUUGACUGGAUGUUGUUCGGGCAAAUCACAUUUGAGUCCAUUUGGCCGAAAGCUGUUUGGCCGAAUGUCACUUUGCCGGGUGUCAGUUAGGCGGAUGUCAGCAAUAAAAUAUGGGACCAUUCAUAA
Molecule: messenger RNA, 6764 nt
Organism: Topomyia yanbarensis
Lineage: Eukaryota; Metazoa; Arthropoda; Insecta; Diptera; Culicidae
Gene: CCHa2-R
Product: neuropeptide CCHamide-2 receptor
Exons: 6
Coding region: 779-2047 (422 amino acids)
Biological process (GO): G protein-coupled receptor signaling pathway
Cellular component (GO): membrane
Molecular function (GO): G protein-coupled peptide receptor activity
Source: RefSeq, a predicted model, not a curated record